This is a messenger RNA of Paramuricea clavata, 1191 nucleotides long. The record is from the annotation of a GenBank genome assembly. NCBI's taxonomy places the organism in Eukaryota, Metazoa, Cnidaria, Anthozoa, Malacalcyonacea, Plexauridae.
AUGGCUGGAUUAAGCCCACAUCAAUUGCCGAGCAUUGUUGCUUUACCAAGUUUGUACAUCUACGUACCAACUAAAAAUGAAACAUUAAUUUUAGGGCAAGGUCAUUGGGUAUUUAGGGCGGGAUUCGGUCUGACUCAAAUGCUAUAACUUUUCAUUGUCUUAGGAUAAUACAAGCUACGACUCUGCAAUUUGGACUGCAAAAGGAAAUGACCAGACCAACUUCAAUUCACAGUUCUGGAGUGCUAACGUUACGGAAGUAUGCUUGACUUCGGACGCUUUUAGUAUUCGAUUUUCCGUUAAUAAUGUCCAGGCUCCAUCACUUCUCAGUUUAUUUUUUCAAAAGAACACAUUAAAUAUAUCCAAAGACCUGUGGAAUGAUGCUUUGGAAGAUGGCAUCGCAGAUCCAGCCUUCGAGGAAAAUUGUUAUGAAACUGGUUUCAACGUUGGCGAUCCGAAUUAUAUUCAGGCUCGCAUAGGAAUUGUCAACCUUGACAACCCAGGUAGGAGACAGCUAUCUAAUAUAAACUGGUGGGAAUUUUCUUUGAGCAUGCGCGAAACAUAGUAAUUACCACGCUCCCACACAAGCAGGCGUGCGAUAUGCAUGUAAAAUAAAUUUGUACCCCAAGUCACCACAAAAAUUGUUAAAAAAACAAAGCAAAAUAAAAUUCGUUCAAAAUGGCAUCUGACGAGCUUCACCACUAGCUAAGGCUAAGUUUGAAAAAAUAGUAACAUUUCUAUAUUUGUUGCGAAGGCAACAUAAAAUUUUCUCCCGUCUUGAAAAUGCCUGCAAAAGAUUUAGUGGCACGACCUGUAACAUGACGAAAUUCGUGUUUCCAAAAUCAAACAAACAUCGUAAAUCCUGAAUGCUCUUCAUCGCAAAUACGCGACGCAUCUUUUGAUCGGAAAUGGUUUCGUUGUUUCGUGGCAACCUCUUCCGCAGUUACUACAGCCUUAAUUGUACGGCAAGCAGCUGCAUGAAAUCUGCAUUCUAGUGUGUGCACAAAUCAAUUCUAAUUUCAAAGUUUAAUUUCAUUUAUAGGAACAGGAUGUACACCUUCAGGACCACAAGCCAUCGGUGUGGGUAUAAAGGUUGCUGGACAAGGUUAUGGCAGCGUGCAUGGUGUUGUGGCUGGUAAUACUACUGAAUAUCACGACGUCAGUGUUUAUGUCCGUUCAAAACCUGACCCCUGA